Messenger RNA from Sphenostylis stenocarpa, 624 nucleotides. The record is from the annotation of a GenBank genome assembly. Lineage: Eukaryota; Viridiplantae; Streptophyta; Magnoliopsida; Fabales; Fabaceae.
AUGGCCUAUAAAAGCGAAAGCGACAAUUCAACCGAUACUUCUCCGUCAUCGCCAAAGAACAUAUACAAAGAUCCAGAUGACGGGCGGCAACGGUUUUUGCUGGAAUUGGAGUUUGUUCAGUGCCUUGCCAAUCCUACCUACAUCCACUAUUUGGCUCAGAAUCGAUAUUUUGAGGAUGAAGCAUUCAUAGGAUACUUAAAGUAUCUUCAAUAUUGGCAGCGCCCUGAAUAUAUUAAAUUUAUUAUGUAUCCUCAUUGUCUCUAUUUUCUUGAGCUGCUUCAGAAUGCAAAUUUUCGCAAUGCAAUGGCACAUCCUAUCAAUAAGGAACUGGCACAUAGACAACAAUUCUACUUCUGGAAGAAUUAUAGGAACAAUCGGCUAAAACACAUUUUACCAAGAUCACUUCCUGAACCUAGUGCCACAUCUUCAGUUCCUGCUCCAGUUUCAACUCCAGCUCAGGCACCUGUAUCUGCAAUACCACCAGUACCUGCUACAAGCGUUGCUGUGACAGCAACACCUGCUCAAGCUCCUUCUCCUAUGCCAUAUGGGAUGGCCCCUGGCUCUGGUCUAGCCAAAAAUGACAUGAGGAAUCCUACAGCUGAUAAUAGAAGGAAGAGAAAGUGA